UUCAAGGUGCUGGUCAUUAUCUAUAAUGUCUCAUAGGGCUAGAUUAUUUGUGGAACACCUCUCUCCCAUUGUUUCUCCCCAUCUCAUUAUCUGUAGUAGAGAGCGUAUUUUCCCAGUCCCUUCUAUUACAUAAUGUCGUCUUUAUGGAUCCUGGCUCCACCUGCCUUGUGGAAUAGCAUUCUCUGGAGAUUCAGAUUACUUCAACCUUGUUAGCCUUUUGCAAGGCAUUGAAGACCUGGCUGUUCCCCCAAGUAUUUGAGUCAAGAAGUAGAUGGGUUCUGUUGUUACUGAAUACCUGAAUGAUAGCAAUCAAGUCAUGUCUGCAUUACGUGGAGCUGUUCAUGCAAAAUGGAUAAUAGGGAAAGUAAUUGGAACCAAAAUACACCAGACAGCUAAAGUGAGAGUAACAAGGCUGAUACUGGACCCUUACUUAACAAAGUUCUACAAGAAGCGAAAAACAUACUUUGCUCAUGAUCCUCAGCAACAGUGCAUCGAGGGAGACAUUGUCCUUCUGAAAGCUUUGCCUGAACGAAAAAGCAAGAAUGUGAAACAUGAGCUUGCUGAGAUUGUGUACAAGGUUGGGAAAGUAAUUGAUCCCUUGACGGGGAAACCGUGUGCAGGCCAGAAGUUCCGGGAAAGUGUAGCUGACACAGAAAAUCUGACUGACAGAGAUACUAGCUUUCUUAGUGAAAAACUCCAAGAAUUAACCGUUUCUUCUCCAGACAAAUGAAAGGUUGGAAAAUAAUUUGGGACUUGUUUGCCUGUCUCAAGGAAAAGGUUUUAUUGAUAUAUGUAGGAAGCAUGAUUAAUAAUAAACUGAAGUUAGUGUGUACGUGCAAUAAAAUGUUACCAUUUGUUUUUAAA
This is a messenger RNA of Pantherophis guttatus, 864 nucleotides long. RefSeq names its product mitochondrial ribosomal protein S17 (gene MRPS17). Gene Ontology annotation, cellular component: ribosome; mitochondrial small ribosomal subunit. Gene Ontology annotation, molecular function: structural constituent of ribosome. NCBI's taxonomy places the organism in Eukaryota, Metazoa, Chordata, Lepidosauria, Squamata, Colubridae. The record is from RefSeq and is a predicted model, not a curated record. Gene Ontology annotation, biological process: mitochondrial translation.